UUUCAGUUAAUACGUAUAUAAGGUUAGUUGAGAUUAUCGUAUUUACAGUCUGUUGAGGUUAUAUAAACGAACGUUGACGUUAAUUGGUGUCGGUUUAAAAGUUAAUUGAAAGAAGUUUUAAUUUGUUCCCGGAAACUGACAACUUUCUACAACGUUUAAUAUUGGCUUCCUAUUUCUUUCUUACGAACGAUAAAAACUAUGGAAACUACGUCACACAACCUUAUGUCCAACAUUCAUUUUAACAAUGUUGAAAGAAAUAUACAAGCUGAAGUAAACAAUGAAGAAAUACUACCCACUACUAAAAUCUCUAAUUCUUCCGAUACAUCGGAAAAUAGCAUAGAGCUUGCAGCUUCGACAAAAGAAUAUUCAACAAAUGACUUGUCUAGAGGUUUCAAUGAUGUUGAUAAUAUUGCAACUUUCAAGAAACCGACUGUAUUAAUUGGUCCAAACCGUUCUUGUCCGAUACAUAAAAGUUCCAAAAGCUCAGAGCGUGAUAUAAAAUCUCAAAAACAUUCGCAAGACCAACCUUUCCCGUAUGUAGAACCAUCUUGGGGAGGAAAGCCGGAAGGGAAUUAUAUGAUGGAAGUACUCAAGUCUGGAAUGAUCAUCGAGACAAUUUCACUCAACGAACAGAAUUUCUAUCUUGUUGGGCGUUUACCUUUGUGCCAUUUAUCUCUUGUUCAUCCUACUAUUUCAAGAUAUCAUGCAGUUUUACAAUACAGAUCUGAACAAGACAAAGAAAACGAUAAAGGUUUCUAUGUAUAUGAUCUAGGAAGUACUCAUGGUACUUAUUGGAAUGGAAACCGCAUAAAACCUAAUGUUUAUGUAAGGAUACACGGAGGUCAUAUGCUCAGAUUUGGUUGCAGCCAGAGAAAGUACAUUUUACAAGCUCCGCCGGGAGACCAAGAAGAAGAAUCUCCAUAUAGCUUAACAGAGUUAAAGGGAAUGAGAGCGUCCCAGUUGGAAAAACAAUGCAUGGAAGACAAAGGUAAAGCAUCCAUCGAAGAAAAGGAAAGUGAAGGCAUUGAUUGGGGAAUGGGAGAAGAUGCAGACGAAGAAACAGAUCUUCAAGAAAAUCCCUAUGCUUCUAUUACGGAUGACGAUUUAGUUUUAGAAGAUCCCAAGAAAACUCUUAGAGGAUGGUUUGAAAGAGAAGGAUAUGACCUCCGUUAUCAAACAGAAGAAAAGGGAUUUGGACAAUUUUUGUGUUGGGUAGAUCUCCCCACUGAAGAUAUCGUCGGACAUUCGACGAGAGCAGAAGCCCUUGUAAAAGGUAAAAAGAAAGAAGCAGUUGUACAAUGCGCGUUGGAAGCUUGCAAAAUUUUAGAUAAAUAUGGAUUAUUAAGGCAAGCAAAUCACGAAGCAAGAAAAAGGAAAACAAGGAAUUGGGAAGCAGAAGAUUAUUAUGACUCGGACGAAGACAAUUUUUUGGAUAGAACGGGCUCUAUAGAAAGGAAGCGUGAACAGAGAAUGAGAUUAGCUGGAAAAUUGGAAGAAAAAGCAGAAACGUAUGAUUCCUUGCUCGAAAAGCAUAAGGAAGUUACAAAACGAAUAUCACAGUUGUCAACUUCGAUUGAAAAUUGGCAGAGUGCGAGUAGUGCGAAGAAUGAUACGGACGAAGAAGAUGCGUUAGACGCUUUUAUGUCAAGUCUAAGUUCGUUUGCUUUAACUAAAAGUGACAUUGCUAAGAUGAAGUUGGAAUUACAAAAUCUUCGAAAAGAAGAGGCAAGUUUGAUUAAACUGUUAAACUUGACACAGCCUGCUAAUUUACCAGCUCUUUCUUACCACGAUACCACGGACCAACCUAUUAGUCAGGCUAAAGCAGUCGCGCAUUUUAUGCAAAACGCACCAGUAGAACGAAAGAAAAUUUAUAACUCCUUACUUUGCGGCAAAAAGGUGAAACAAAUAAAGCAGUAUGUAACUACCAAUACUGAAUUACCUGAAUCAAAUGCAAAUUCCGACACUGCGAUAGAGGCAGCAGCUGUAGAAGAAGUGGAUAGCGACGACGAUGAUGAGUCAAUUUCAAAUCCAUCCCAUAAUUCAUUAUGUAAGGAAAAUUUUAAAUUGCAACUCUCUAAUACCACUAUUAAAAACGAAUCUUCCGAGAGACACGAGGAGCAGCAAAAGCAUAACAUACAAAUGACGAAAAAACAUCGACAGGAACAAAGAAAAAUGUACUGCGAUCAAGACAUACAUGCAGAUAAUUAUUCCAUGUGGAUUCCGCCAUCGGAUCAAGCAGGUGAUGGAAAGACAAGUCUUAACGAGAAAUAUGGUUAUUAAGGAAAAUUGUUGUUCCAACAAUAUUUAUAUGUAAUUAUAUGUAUUAAUUGUCUAAUAUAUGUGUUGUAAAAUUCUUGAA
Bombus pyrosoma is the source of this 2359-nucleotide messenger RNA. RefSeq names its product kanadaptin. Gene Ontology annotation, molecular function: protein binding; mRNA binding. Bases 199 to 2280 code for a protein of 693 amino acids. The transcript has 6 exons. Lineage: Eukaryota; Metazoa; Arthropoda; Insecta; Hymenoptera; Apidae. The record is from RefSeq and is a predicted model, not a curated record.